Molecule: messenger RNA, 1593 nt
Organism: Lodderomyces pseudojiufengensis
Lineage: Eukaryota; Fungi; Ascomycota; Pichiomycetes; Serinales; Debaryomycetaceae
Gene: NOG2
Product: putative GTPase
Exons: 2
Coding region: 1-1593 (530 amino acids)
Cellular component (GO): nucleolus
Molecular function (GO): GTP binding
Source: RefSeq, a predicted model, not a curated record
AUGGGAACUCAAAAGAAGGAAAAGCAAAGGAGAGUCAAACAAAAUGAUACAAGAGAUGGAAAUUUGCGAGUGAAGGGUGAAAAUUUCUAUCGUGAUGCUAAAAAGAUUAAACAUUUAAAUAUGUAUAAACAAGGAAGAGCAAUCAGAAAUGCUAAAGGUGAUAUAAUAAAAGCAGCAGAUCUACAGAGUACUGAUGCUCCGAUAGCAAGAGUGGACCCCAACAGAAGAUGGUUUGGAAAUACAAGAGUUAUUGCUCAAGAUGCUUUGAGUCAUUUCCGAGAAGCUAUGGGUGAUAAAAAGGAUAAUUCAUAUCAAGUUUUAUUGAAGAGAAAUAAAUUACCAAUGUCCUUGUUGAAUGAAAAAGAUCAAACGGAAAGCCCUACUGCAAAAAUCGUGGAAACAGAAUCAUACCAAUCAACGUUUGGACCAAAACAACAACGUAAAAAACCAAGAGUCGCAGCAUCGUCAUUGGAAGACUUGAUGUCUAAUGCUGAACAAGAUUCCACGUCAUAUACUGAAAAACAAGAAUUAGAUGCCACAUUGGGUUUGAUGGGUGGAUCAAUUUUGGAUAAAGAUGAUUUUACACAAGAAGCAAAAGAAGCCAUCUUCCAUAAGGGACAAAGUAAAAGAAUAUGGAACGAAUUAUAUAAAGUCAUUGACUCCAGUGAUGUUGUGAUACAUGUGCUAGAUGCAAGAGAUCCCUUAGGAACAAGAUGUGAGAGUGUGGAGAAAUAUAUUAAAGAAGAAUGUUCACAUAAACAUUUAAUUUAUGUUUUGAAUAAAUGUGAUCUAGUCCCAACAUGGGUAGCGGCUGCAUGGGUAAAACAUUUAUCAAAAUCAUAUCCAACCUUAGCAUUUCAUGCAUCAAUAACGAAUUCAUUUGGUAAAGGUUCACUAAUUCAACUUCUUCGACAAUUUUCUACAUUACAUUCGGAUAGGAAACAAAUCUCGGUAGGUUUUAUAGGGUAUCCGAAUACAGGAAAAUCUUCGAUAAUAAAUACCUUGAGGAAGAAAAAAGUUUGUACUGUUGCACCUAUUCCAGGAGAAACGAAAGUUUGGCAAUACAUUACGUUAAUGAAACGCAUAUUUUUAAUAGACUGUCCUGGUAUUGUGCCUCCAUCAUCGAAAGAUUCAGAAUCGGACAUUUUGUUCAGAGGAGUAGUGAGGGUCGAGCAUGUGUCAAACCCAGAACAAUAUAUACCUGCUAUGCUUCAAAAAUGUGAACGAAAGCAUUUAGAAAGAACAUAUGAAGUUAAAGGAUGGAGUAAAUUUGAAGAAGAACCAGAGUUAUUAGAGCAAGCAAGUAUUGAAUUUAUCGAAUUGAUUGCAAGAAAACAAGGAAGAUUAUUGAAAGGAGGAGAACCAGAUGAAAGUGGAGUCGCUAAACAAAUUUUGAAUGAUUUUAAUAGAGGGAAAAUACCGUGGUUUGUCCCACCACCUAUUGAUGAAGAAGUAAGAACUGGCGAGGAUAAAAAAGCUCGAUAUAAAAGGAAAAGAGAAUCUACGUCGAAAGAUGACCCUGUAGAUGAAGCGGAAGAGCAAGUGGAAGAUAAAGGCAUUCAAGCAUCAAAAAGAGCCAAAGUAGAUGAGUAA